Molecule: messenger RNA, 5624 nt
Organism: Schistocerca gregaria
Lineage: Eukaryota; Metazoa; Arthropoda; Insecta; Orthoptera; Acrididae
Exons: 6
Coding region: 143-1018 (291 amino acids)
Source: RefSeq, a predicted model, not a curated record
GACGCCAGCGCGGUAGGACCUGCCAAGCCCCCGCUGCAAGCGUCCGAUCGCCGGGAGCUGUGGCGUGCUUUCGUGUCCGAGGUGUUGCCCGACGAGUCCCCAGUGUGCGACUCCAGAUGGCAGCCUGAAGACCGUCGCCGCUAUGGGCUUAGCGGCGAACUUUCUGCUGCAGCUGUUGGUGUCUGCCGCGUUCUCCCUUGGAGAUGGGCUGCGGCUGCUGGAGGUCCGGGUGCCGGUGCACGCGGUCCGCGGGCAGACGGCGCGGCUGGAGUGCCGCUUCGACCUGGAGGGCGAGUCGCUGUACUCGGUCAAGUGGUACAAGGACGGCCGCGAGUUCUACCGCUUCGUGCCCAGGGACACGCCGCCCGCGCAGCUCUUCCCGCUGCCCGGCGUCGCCGUCGAGAUCGCCAACUCGACGUCGAGCCGCGUGGUGCUGCGAGACCUGACGGCGGCCACCUCUGGCCGCUACCGCUGCGAGGUCUCCGGCGAGGCGCCCUCCUUCCAGACCGUCUCCGACCACGGCGAUCUGCUCGUAGUCGGAGGACGAGCGUCUGCUGCGCGGGCCGCAGGUGGUGGACGGUGGCGCGGGAGACGGCUCUGUGGAGACGGUGCUGGGGCUGCGGUUCCGCGUGGCGCCGCGCCACUUCCCGGGCGGCGCUGGCGGCGACCUGCGCCUCAAGUGCCUGGCCACGGUCGCCACGGUCUUCUGGAGGAGCCGCGAGGAGGCCGCCACCGCAGGGCCCGGGCGCCGCGCGCCGCUGCACGACGCGCUCGACGUCGCGCCCGGCGCCGAAGGGCUCGCCAGGAGCGCCGCCGCCACAGCUCAUCGGAACUCGUAUGGUGUCAUCCCCCGUCUCCUGACACUGGCAGCCUUCGUCGCGAUUUCUCGUCUGCGGGCGGCCUGUGCGAGCUAACUGCCGUCAGCCGCACCACCUGGGACAUUGCUCUGCCAUCCAAAAGCCCAUCGCUUCACCGAAGCCCAGAAGAGUACUACUCGAACCUCGAAGCAGCUCGAUAGCCUGUCACUCGAAGUUAAUCCGUAUACUGCACACCUUUCAUCGAUAAGCGAAGAAAUUAACUCAGCAAUGACACUGAAUAAAGUUCCUUAAGCGAGCAGUGAAUAAAUACCUCCAAUCAUUUUCUUAAAUUAAGGGUCCACAACCACAUUAUAUUGAUUGAAAGAAGUCAGUUUCCUGCAGAAGGUAGCUGUUUCAUUUGAAACACAGUCGUUAUUUCGUUGGCGGUUAGCAAAUCGCUCCCUCUUGGACAUUUUGUAGCAGCAUCACACAAAAUCAACAUUUAACGACCCGCGCAGGGGUGUGGAAUAGACUGAUGUGCAAUGGUGUUACCCGCCAAUGUCGUAAUAUCUUAGGGUCGCAGAUGUGAUUUUCUACAUCCACCCACAGCACACUAAGUAAGUCGGUAUAUGUCUUGAAAUGAAAACACACAUGAGGAAGCCAACGACUUAAAAUCACAUCUUGACCUGAAAUUUUUGUUGUUGUCGUUGUUGUGAUAUCCAGUCCGAAGACUGCUUUGAUCCAGUUCUCCAUGCUGUUCUAUCCUGUGCAAGCCUUUUCACCUCGGAGUAACUACUGCAAUCAACAGACUUCUGAAUGUGUUCACUGCACUGAUCUCUUGAUCUCCCUCUACGAUUUUUACCACCCCACACUUCCCUCCAAUACUAAACUGGUGAUCCAUCGACGUCUCGGAAUGUGUCUUAGCAAUUGGUCCCUUCUAGUCAGGUUGCGCUAAUAAUUUCUUUUCUCCCCACUUCUGCUCAGUACCUCCGCAUUAGUUAAGUGAGCUUCCAUUUUCAGAAUUCCGCUGUUACACCACGUCUCAUAAACUUCUUUUCUCUCCUUGUCUAAAUUGGUUCUCGUCCAUGUUUCCCUUCCAUACAAGGCUACACUCCAUAUAAAAUGGUUUGAGAAAUGACUUCCUAACUUCAAAUCUAUAUUCGAUGUUAACAAAUUUCUCUUCUUCAGAAACGCUUUCCUUUUCAUUGCCAGUCCACAUUUUAUGUAAUGUCUACUUCGGUUAUCAUAAGUUAUUUUGCUACCCAAAUAACAAAACUCAGCUACCACUCUAAGUUUCUCAUUUUCUAAUCUUAAUUUAUUCAGCAUCAGGUGAUUAAAUUCGACCACGCUCCAGUAUCCGUGUUUGGCUUUGGUUGAUAUUCAUCUUUUUUCCCAUAUUUCCAUAACAAGUUCCUUCUGAUCUUUGGGUCGCAUUUUCCGCGAGUCAUCAAUACUUCUAUUCAUAAGAAUACUAUAAUGAAUGAUGAAAUUAAGAUAUUCUAUGGGUGUAGGGGAUUUAAAAACGAUUUAGUCUGUUCCAUAUUCGUGUGUGGAUCAUAACAUGACCGAAAAUGGAAGUAAAUAAUGUUAUUUUUGUACUAAGUAACUGAAUGGUGUCCAAGAAGGUGAAGUUAGCUAGUUGCUAAUGAGAUAACGGGGUGCCACACUGUUGGUGUUCAUCUGUCUGUCGAAUAGGAACCUUAAGAUCAGCUGUACCCAAGGCACUGUUCGAGAGGAGUAGGCUAAGUCUCGGCAUCAGAUUUCAAAGCACACGUGCCAUUAAUAUCAGCUGGAGGAACGCAGUGGUAACGAAUUUUACUGAGACGUCACCUUGGGCGACAGUGAAGGAUUCACGUAUCUAUGUCAAGCGCCUGAGUUUCGAACCGACAUAGGCUUAUUUUCUGUCUCUGUUGCUGCCUUGUAUACAAGUGCUGUUGGCACACGUGAGGGUGGCGGAGUGACUCUACACUCCAGUGGAAGACAGCUUAUCAGUUAUUUGCAGCAUGAAUUUGGCGUUUUACUCAGUAUGAACCUAUCUGUUUUGAUCCAAUGAAAUAAAGUAAUUGCGUCAAGCGAAUAAAGCCUCAAGCAGGAAUAUGACUUUUUUCAGGAAAUACCUCUUUUAGUUAUUAACGUAACUGUCUUUGAUUAAGUUGAUCUACAUAUAGUAACUAGUAAUAGCAAUGUAGUUUUACACUAAUGUGGAAGUGAUUGUUGUGCAUUAUUUCGAGGUGCAGGGCAUAAUUAGAAGAAUUAUAGUGAAAGUGAUUAUUCAUCUUUCUACUGCUUACGUGAAUCUGACGAUACGGACUUUUGUCGAAAGAAGCCGUUUUUGUUAUCAGGUAUACGUGUAUUGCACACCUGAUUCUUAUCGUGAUGGAUACUAGUGUCUCUCAAAAAUUUUAAUUUAAUGCCUUGUACAUAGCUACGUCUGCCAUUUCCUAGCUGCUGAUUUAUAGAAUAGAUUGGAGACUACCGCUUUCAUACGCUGAAUGGCCAAAAGUCAUUGUGUGAGAUGUCGGUUGUUGUAAGCGGCGGCUUACAAUUGUGCAAACGCUGUCUAUAAAAUAUUGAAGAGCCACCCUAGUCGCUGCUGAGGUCGAAAAAAAGAACUCCUGUGUAAAUAACAAAUACACUAUGACCAUGCGUCAUGCACCGUUUAUCAUUCUGCAAUCAAAACCGUUUAAGACAACAGUCACCAGAUGCCGUCACCAGAUGUCGCCCUUUAACAUUGCCGAGAGCUUAGUCACAUUUUGUCCGAUCCCCUUGACGGGGUCGCAGAGAUUAGACUAGGUCAGGCUGGAAUCUGUUCUAUGAAUAAAGUAGAUUAUAUUUUAACCUAGGUUGGUAUAGGUAUUUGUGGCGUUUGGUCUGUCAUUGGAGACGAGCGCUGCAUUGCACAUUUUGCUACUGUGGAUGAGGUAUAUCCUGUCUCGAAAACAAAUUGCCGAGUACUGUAGAUUCUGUCCUCCUUUGCCCGAAUAACAGGGCAAGUUUCACAAGUAAUGUGAGAUGAAACGAAUAGCAGGACAAGUUUCACGAAUAAUGUGAGAUGAAUGGAGAAACUUUCUGUUACAUAUCCGAGAUGAUUCGUGAUUACCUUGAAAAGCAAGAUUAAAAACACUCUGUUUUGCUGUAUUUGUUUUUAGUUGUGCAGACAUACGACAGUGUAACUUCAGCGACUGUCAUUCAUGCCUGUGAGAGACAGGCAUAAAAUUCAAUAAGAUAUUUUGAACACCUAAAGCACUGAAAAAUGCAAACAGACACCAUAGACCGCAUUUGAAAACCGUGUAAUAGAAUCACAACCCUAUUGGCUUCAAAUAAUAUCAAUUUGGAGACAGUUAACAGCCACCAACGACAUCCCAUAGUCGAUCCACAACAGUAACUAUAAGCGUAAGUUACGCCACCCUUCUCCAACAAAUUACUUUUUUGGAGAAAAAUGUAUGCCUAAAAUUACCAAUAUAUAUUUUGCCUAUUUGUGGUUUUGAAUAAAGUUGCAAUUUCGGUCCAUAGAUUCCGAACUAUAUCCUGAUUGCAAUAUUUUUCGUCAUCAGGAUGCCACAAACUCACUCUUCCUUGAGCUAAAUGCUUCAAUGCUUCGUCUGACAGAACGUCGGUCGAUUUAACCGAAAGAAAUUUCCCCGAUAGUCGUCUGUACGUUCGGACGAUGAGAUCGGCUACAGAGAGAAUGCGCACGCGGUGGGGUCCCGAUUUGAAAAGACUGGCCGUUUUCAGCCGACGUUGAUCGUCGGCGGAAUCCACCGAUAUCGCCGCUGUUGUCACCGCAGAAUAGUUCUCAAGAGGAGAAUACGGCAAUGGCCACAACCCGAUUUCCCACAAACUUAGCUCAGUGGAAGAGGAACCAAACUAUGCGACCACGUGUCUCCGUUUACUAGUAGAUACACGCCUGUUUCGGAGGAAAUGACCCUCAUAAUUUUCAAAAGAAUUUAGAUGCCUUUUAUGGGGCGGUGAGCUCAGCUCAACCGGUGGCAUAGUGGCUAGCGUUGCCGUCUUUAACUUUUGCUUCCCAUGUAUGAAAACCGUUGAUUUGUUUUUAUUUAUUUUAUUUUUUAAUUUAUUUACCUAAGUACUUAGAAGAUUGCUUACACGAAUUUUUUAAUCAGGUUACGGGAUACAAGGGGCUAUAUUAAUUGUAAAAUCACAACUUGGUUUCGCAAUGACGUUCAUGAGUUUAUUAUAUAUGUAUGUAUGCUACUUUUAGCGGUUAUACUCUUUUAAAUUCUCAUAUUCUUAUAUUAAUUGAUAGUUUUUAUAUUUUAUUCUUAUAUUUAUUCUCCAGGAAGAUUUUUAUAUUCCCUUAAAUGAUACCGGUAGUAAAAUGGUACAAAUGGCUGUAUAUUUGACAGCAUCAUUUAGCCCUCGUAGACGGUAAAUCUUCAUAUGGGACAGUCAUACUCGCUACUUCUGGCCACUCAGUUUCUUACAUAGGUGCAUUUUUAAACAUAGAUAUGAAUAUACUCAGUACACAAUAUUGGCCAUGCAUAAAGUCAUCAUUUCACCCAUCUGAAACAUAGUUUGCCGUGUAUAUAACAAGCAAAACGUAAGUUAACUACUACAGAAACUCUUACCGAAGGAGAACGUGUCACUCUACUUACUACUUACUGGACAGUACAUCGAAUGUUUUUGAACAAUUGCUUGGUGAUAAGUGUGUCAGACAAUUAAACUCGCAAAAUAUACGCAAGAAGUGCAUCACUCUUGAAUAUAAAACGUUUCAUAAAAAGAUAAUGAUCUCUAAAUGAUACUGAAUGUUGCAUACUAUAUCUAUUACUGAGUUGUAAAUAUUGAUAAACCGUCACAUAUGCGAAA